UACACUAUGAUGUACUCUUUCGCCAUGAUGAACAUUGAAGAAAACAAUAUGAUGAAGUCUCUAGUAAUAGAAAAGGAUAAAAUUAUAAACUCUUUAAAACAGUCUACCAAAGAUUUAAAGGAGGGCAAGAGUAAAAUGGAAGAGCAGAUUGAGACACUUGCUAAAGAAAAUCUACAAAUGAAGAGUGAUGCCAAAUAAAAUCAGCAGUAGCAUAAAGGAAGAAAAGAAACAAAUCUGAGAAGAGAAGAAACGAAUCUGAGAAGAGAAGAAACGAAUCUGAGAAAAAAAGAAACAAAUCCAAGAAAUAAAGAAACUAAUCCAAGAAGAAAAGAAACAAAACAAAGAAGAAAAGAAAUUAAGCAGAAGAGAAAGGAAACAAAAGAACAAAAAUCAAAGAGAAAUAGCUGCUCUCAAUGAAAAAAUUUAAGUUACUGACUCAGAAAUAACAACACUUUAACUGAAGAAAAUAUAUCCCUAGAUAAAGAAAACGAGUCUUUAAAUUCCAGCACAUCAUACCUUAACUCUUCCAUUCAUACCUUAAAAAACCAAGUAAUUGCUCAAAAUAACGAAAUUGCCAAUCUAUCCGAUUCAGUCAGCUUCUUCAAGAAUCAAACCCAACAUCAAUGAGAGACAAUAGCUAAACUCCAAAAGGAGGCUGGAGAAAAUACUACUGCAAUUUUGAAGGCAACUAUUGAAAAUCUAACAAAUACAAUUGUUGAGCACGAAGAAACUAUUGAAAACUGAAAUAGAAAGAUAAAGAAUCAAGCUAAACAGUUAGCAGAUCAAACGAAUAAAUUUAAUAGCCAAAAGAAGCAAUUGAACCGCUUUAAGAACUUAAAUAAAAAGAAUACAAAGGAAAUUGAGAAAAUGAAGAAAGAAAAGGAGGAAAAAGAUGAAAUUAUAGAUGGAAUAAUGGAGAGAACAUCUGUGAUGGAGGCUCAGAUUAUUCAAAUUGAUGAAUUAAAAUCUGAGAUCCAAAACAAAGAUCAAGAAAUUGAGAGCCAGAAGUGCUUACUCAGAGAAGUACGAGAGAAAGCGGAUGAUAGUAGCAUGAGUCUUUCGUUUGGUAAAAUGUUUCAAAAGAAACAGGCUGAAAUAUUUUCUAUUAACAAUGCUAUAUCUCAAGCUUUUAAAAACAAGAAAAUUCCAAAAAGUUUUUUCAAAGAGACAGAUCGGAAAGGGAUUAAAAAUCCUCAAUCUCUGAUAAGAGAGCUAAAUUCUAAAAUCUCUGCUCUUGAGAAGCUCAGUGAGGAGCUUCAAGAUCAUCCUAUCCAAGAUUCCCCUGCUACAGAAGAGCUGAUUUCCCAAAUCGAAAAGAUAAGAUCCUACUUUGAAUGUCCUAUCUCUCUUGAAAACAUAGAAGCACCUAAAAUAUGCCCAUCAGGUGUAACCAUUGACAGUAAGAGCUAUAAGAAGUUGGUUGAAGGUAAGAUGAAAGACCCGUUCUCUGGGGAGGAUUUAAGGAAAAAACCUAUUGCUAACAGAUUUAUGGCAGCUGUCAUAGAAAUUUUGGAUAAUUUACCUAAGACCUCCAAUUAUGAAGAGACGAAAGAAGAUAUUAGUGGAUAAUCUUAACGUUUCAACGCUCAGG
Moneuplotes crassus is the source of this 1591-nucleotide messenger RNA. The record is from the annotation of a GenBank genome assembly. NCBI's taxonomy places the organism in Eukaryota, Ciliophora, Spirotrichea, Euplotida, Euplotidae.